AUGCCCGAGAUCUGGGAGACGGAGCGGCUGCCGGCUCUUGAGGAGCUGCGGCCAGAGAAGGAGCUCUUGGAGGAGGAGCGCGUCUCGAUCAGGUACGGCCGGGAGAUGGUGCGUGCUGUGGGCAAGCGCAGCCACGCCAAGUCGCUCGGCGAGGGUUGCGGCCAGCACGAACACGAGGCCGCGUGGGCUACGCUCCGAGGCCUCGAGGACGGCGCGCUCGAGGCAGUCGCCGUUGGCUUUGCGGAGCAUGAGUGCAGCGCGCUGGGGACGGAGCUUCGAGCCGGCUCGCGCAACUUUGCGCGGCUCUUCCUCUCCGCCGAGGGGCUCAGCUUGCUGCAGGCUGUGGCAAUGGAGCUACACGGCCUGAGCCUCGAGCACUGCUGGGCGUGGGACGUGGUUGGCGAGAGGCACGAAGAGGAGUACUCGGUGGUGUGGGGCGUCAAGCGCCUCCUCAGCCGCAUCCACGUCGUGAUGGUGAGGAAUCACUUGGUCGAGGACCGCUCCAACAGGGCGGUGGGGCGGCGGGACUGCUGCGCCCACACGCCGGGGAUCUGCCUCGAGUACUUUGACGCGAGCCGAUCGGUCAAAUGGUGGAGCUUGCACCCAUGCAUGCACUGGGUGUGCGACCCGUGCUUCAACCAGCUGAUCGAGGGGCCGCUGAUCCAGCAAAGGGAGCGCCUCCGGGCCGAGGCCAAGGCGGAGGCGGAGAUGGCGACGACGCGCCGAGAGGCGGCGACUAAGUUGGAGGCGUCCAUCCAAGAUGCCGGAGCUGGACAGCUGCAUGGUGUGGUGCAGGCGCUCGACCGCCUCGCGACAGAGACGGAGGAGAAGGCGAAUCAUCUCUUUGAAGAAUCGUUCGGCACCGGUGUGCCCGCAGGCUCCGGCUCAGACGUCUCGUCGCCAUGGCUGACGCACGACUGGUCCGACGUGCGGUGGGAGUUUGACCUCAGACAGGCCGUCGGUGUCGGCGGGCUGACGGCGGCCGCCGGAAUCGCGAUUCGCUCUGCCAGCUGCCAGCAGCCUCGUGUCGCGGCUCUCACAGGCGAGGAAGAGCGCGCCGGGCGGGCGCCGCUGACGCUGCAGAUGGACAAGUCGGCGCUCGCCGAGCGCGACCCAGAUGGGACGUCGCUCCUGUCGUGCAAGAUCAAUUUUGCGAGUUCGACGACCUUCUCGAUGUCGCCACUUGGCCCUGGCCAGGACGAGUUCAUGACACCCGCCCUCAUCGAGUACGUGUGGGAGUACAUGAAGCACGGAAACCUCGACGUGACGCCCACGCUCGAUGCCGCCGACGCCGAACGUGCGCUGGAGUACUUUGGCUUCUCGGGCCUCGCGGUGACUGUGCCCGACAGUGACCCGCGUGCGCUCGGCAAGCAGAUCGCCUACAAGGUCCACUGCGACUCGAUGAAGGCCGCGAGCCCCAUUGUGCAGUGGAUCAAGAAGACGAUGCUCGUUGGAAAUGUCGGGAUCGCCGGCGUGCACUUGAUUGUCGAUGACCAUCGCAACAAUCCGCGCACGAACCAAUACGGCGUGAGCGAGGAUGCCCUCCUCGGCAUGUACUCAGUGUCGCCCCCGGGCACGCUUGUGCUGCGGCUCGGCGAUUAUGCCGGCGAGACCAGCUACGAGGGAGUCUUCCGCCUGCUCUCUGGCGACGACAAGACGGCAAAGGCGCUGCGCGAGAAGAUUCAGCGUGACGUGACGGCGCUUGGCGGGCUCAACGUCGCGUGGGAGCGCAAGAGCACGCCAGUCAAGGACGUCGGUGAGUAUGGCAGCCGUGACUUCGAGAGGGAGUACCGGCACGUCCUCAAGAUCACGCUCGACACCGCUGCAGAACCAGAGGAGGGCAUCAAGCGCCGCAAAGUGGCGUGA
Molecule: messenger RNA, 1866 nt
Organism: Emiliania huxleyi CCMP1516
Lineage: Eukaryota; Haptophyta; Isochrysidales; Noelaerhabdaceae
Exons: 5
Coding region: 1-1866 (621 amino acids)
Source: RefSeq, a predicted model, not a curated record